Nelumbo nucifera (sacred lotus) is the source of this 966-nucleotide messenger RNA. RefSeq lists its product as uncharacterized. Gene Ontology annotation, cellular component: chloroplast. The record is from RefSeq and is a predicted model, not a curated record. NCBI's taxonomy places the organism in Eukaryota, Viridiplantae, Streptophyta, Magnoliopsida, Proteales, Nelumbonaceae.
AUUUUGAAAAUUGGCAGCCAUAUAAAUAAAUCCUAGAUUUAAAAAGUUGUUUUUAUCCAAAAUUUUCAGCCACACAACAUCACAAACAGAGUUGAGAGAAGAGGUAAAGCAGGCCUGAAUUACCUCCCUUAUAUCAGUCUUCGACAAUGGCAACUCUUCUUAUUCCAACCCCUCCAUCUCUUUUUUCCCAAUGCCGUUGGCGUAGCGGCAGUCGAUGGUCACCUAACGCAACAAUUUUCACAAGAGCGCCAACUAAUGUCAUCCUUCUGCGCCCUCCUUUAGCCUCUCUGGUUGAAGAUUCUACUCCAUCGGAUGUAGUUCCUAGCAAAGAUGGACUAGUCAAUGAAGAGUCAGAAGAGCUUCCCAUUAAGGAAAUUCCAAACGGUGGAUGUAAAACAUGCGGGAGAGCAGAAUUGGAGAAGGGCUGUAAUGGUGAGGGAAGGAUUCAAGGUGGGAUAGCAACAGUCCCUGGCUUUGGUUGGUGGCCUAUAAAGGCUUACAGACCAUGCCCUGGGUUUGUAGCAUCUGGUGGUAGGUACAGGCGACAGGGACAAAGCAUGGAUGAAGUUGCCUUUGGAAGAGGGGAGAGAGAAGCAUCAAUGUCAAGCAUUGAUGAUGUUCCAUCAAGCGAGAAAAAGCAAGGCCCAAGGAGAUUCAAGAGAUAAACCUAUAGGGUGAAUCAUGUGUUUCAUAAUUUCUAAUGAGAGGAGAUUGAGAUCAUUGCUUAGUUUGAGGAUUCUAUAUUUUGCAAUGUGCGAUUCUUGGGGUUUAACCCCACCUUAACGAGUGAACAGAAAAGAACAAGAAAAAAGACAGGAGAAAAGAAGAAAGUCAAAUAUAUAUAUUUUUGCAGUCCUACAAAAUUUGUCAAAAAGGCAUGUAUAUGAUUCAUUUGGCUAUUCUAUCGUAUUGUUUCCAAGAUUAUGGAAACCUUGAUGCAUUAUUGUAAUCAUUUAUUUCUUUUUA